AGGCGCCGCGCGGAGGGAGGAGGCAGAGCCGUGGAGUCGCCGCCAGGUUCGCUCUUGGUCACUCUCGCCGGCCCGGUCUCGCCGCCUGCACCGCAUCCGCCGCCGCCGCCGCCGCUGCCGCCGCCGCCAUGGGAGUGCAGGUGGAGACCAUCUCCUCCGGAGACGGGCGCACCUUCCCGAAGCGCGGCCAGACCUGCGUGGUGCACUACACCGGGAUGCUGGAAGAUGGAAAGAAAUUUGAUUCCUCUCGGGACAGAAACAAGCCCUUUAAGUUUGUGCUAGGCAAGCAGGAAGUGAUCCGAGGCUGGGAAGAAGGGGUGGCCCAGAUGAGUGUGGGUCAGAGAGCCAAGCUCACUAUCUCUCCAGACUAUGCAUAUGGAGCCACCGGGCACCCUGGCAUCAUCCCACCAAACGCCACUCUGAUCUUUGAUGUGGAGCUUCUAAGACUGGAAUGACAGAAAUGGCCUCCUCCCUUAGCUCCCUGUUCGUGGCAGAUUUGCCAUGGAAGGAUCUGGUGCCUCCAGACGCUGCACACGAGGCCAUCCGGAGCUCCUGACGCCCACUACUCUGAACAUCUGCCCCGACCGAACGUGUUCUGUCACUCGGCUUUGCUUCUGACACCUCUACUUCCUCUCUUCCUCCUCGUAUGUGUGUGUGUACCUGAACCAUAUGCCAUGAACCUCGUAUUUUGUUUCCAUUUUGGGGGGUGAAGAUUCAGUUUCAGUCUCUUGGGUCUAGGUUUCCAAUUAAGCAUCUUGUCAAGUAUUAACAGCACAAGUGAUGGGUUAACUUUAGACUAGGAAUUGGUGUUGGGGUGGGGGUUGCAAGAACCUUUAUUUUAUUUUUUUGGAUGAAAUUUUUAUCUAUUAUAUAUUGAAUCAUUCUUGCUGCUGCGCUGCAAAGCCAUAGCAGAUUUGAGACGCUGUGGAGGGCUGACUUGUUCUCCAAUGUGCGAGGUCCUUCUGUUCAAUUGAAAACCCUGCCCAGAACGGAAGGGGGUACGUGGGAGCAGCCUCUGUGAGCCCCUCCGCCGCCUCUGAAACCUGCGGUCGCUCACUGCGAUGCUGGGCGCUCCAGGGAUCUGUCCCCGGCUGCCAGGGACCUCUGAAACCUUAGUGACCUGACUUGAUUUCUUUUUUUUUUUUUUCAUCCUGUGGUUUUUCUAAUGAAUUUUCAAGACUUUUGUAAUCUCAGAACUAUCAAGCUCCACUUCCUAAAUUUUAAGAACUUUAAUUGAAAGUUUAAAUUGAAGGUGCUGUUUGUAGACUUACCACCCAAUGAAAGCCCAGCAAUCAUGACAAAUCCUUGAGUGUUCCCUGAGAAAAUGAUGCUGGUCAUCGCAGCUUCAGCAUCUCCUGGGUUUUGAUGCUCGGCUCUCGGCUCCUAGCAGUGUCCCGGCCUUCCCUUCCCUGGCCCCUCUCGCCCUUUGCUGUCUGGUGUAGUGAUCUGGUGAGAGAAAUCGUCGCUUUGUUCCACUUCCCCACCCCGCACCACACAUGAGUUUUAUUAUUGCAAUAAAAGUGCUUUAUGCUGGCUUUUCUCA
Perognathus longimembris pacificus (Pacific pocket mouse) is the source of this 1543-nucleotide messenger RNA. RefSeq names its product FKBP prolyl isomerase 1A (gene Fkbp1a). The transcript is spliced from 5 exons. NCBI's taxonomy places the organism in Eukaryota, Metazoa, Chordata, Mammalia, Rodentia, Heteromyidae. The record is from RefSeq and is a predicted model, not a curated record. Gene Ontology annotation, molecular function: peptidyl-prolyl cis-trans isomerase activity. Bases 129 to 455 code for a protein of 108 amino acids.